AUGUCCACGGAUCUCCAGCUCUGCCAAGAUUUGCCCAAACUCAAUUUACCUUCUUCCAAUUUUCAAUCCCAUCGCACUCCCGCCCUGGAAGAAUCCAACGCCGGUAACAUCUCCGACGACGAAGGAUGCCGCACACCCACCUCCGCCGAGCACAAGAUCCCGGCCGCCCUCGUCUGCCCGCCGGCCCCCAGGAAGCCCAAAUGGCGAGCCCCCGUCUGCAAGCGAAAGCUCUCGUUUUUCUUCGAGGUCGUCCGUGACGAGGAGCUUGAAAGCUUUUUCAGAUCCUGCGACGCCGUUUCGGUUGCUAAGAGAAGGUGUCCGUGUAUAUGA
Molecule: messenger RNA, 330 nt
Organism: Carica papaya (papaya)
Lineage: Eukaryota; Viridiplantae; Streptophyta; Magnoliopsida; Brassicales; Caricaceae
Gene: SIM
Product: cyclin-dependent protein kinase inhibitor
Biological process (GO): regulation of DNA endoreduplication
Source: RefSeq, a predicted model, not a curated record